This is a messenger RNA of Funneliformis geosporum, 933 nucleotides long. Lineage: Eukaryota; Fungi; Glomeromycota; Glomeromycetes; Glomerales; Glomeraceae. The record is from the annotation of a GenBank genome assembly.
AUGUUUCGAUUUACUUCGUUUAUAAAGUUUCACUCCUUUAAAUGUAAUGGAUAUGUACGAAAUUUUCAAUCAACAUCACGAAACAUUUUAACGACAAACCCAAUUUUCGAACCAGUUGAUUUAAUACAAUCAAAAUUUCAAUUAAAAACAAAAUAUUCGAAGGAAGAAAUUCGAUUACUGAAUGAUGCUGUAAAGGAACAUGGAAAGUCUUGGGAGCUUAUUUCCGAACAUUGUUUCUUUUCAACAAGAACACCAAGAUCAUUAUUAAUAAAGUGGAAUGAUUUAAAUAAGAGUUUCAAAGAUAAAGAAAUUUAUACAAAAGAAUGGACUGAAGAAGAAGAUAAUAUUUUAUUGGAAAAAAUAAUUGAAUUUGGAGUUGGAGAUUGGUCGAAAAUUUCAGAAUAUCUUCACACAAAAGAUAGAAAACAAAUUUGUAAAAGAUAUAUAAGGUUAUCAGCAAAAUCAUCCCAAAAAGGAGAAUGGACAAUUGAAGAAGAUCAUCAUUUAUUUGAUUUGGUUGCAAAAUUUGGUAAACAAUGGAUAACUUUUAGUCAAAUGCUUGAUAGACCGUGUUAUAAUAUCUCUUAUAGAUAUUUUUUGCUUACUAAUUCAUCUUGGACUCAUGACGCAAAUAUUAAAUUAAGGAAUGCUAUUUUAAAUCAUGGAGAAAAUUGGUUUGAAAUUUCAAAAUUAUUUCCAAAUAGAAAAUUAAAUAAUAUUAAGUUGCACUAUAAAAAGCAUCCAAAAUUAAAUCCUUUGAUUAAUGUAGGUAAAUGGAAGGCUUUUGAAAUUGAAAGGUUUGAAAUUGCUGUUAACAGAUUUGGAAAAAUCUGGAAGAAGGUUGCAAAGUAUGUUGAAACGAGGACUCCUUUACAAUGUUACACUCACUGGAAUUAUCUAACAAAAAAAAGUUACAAUAUAAAAUCUUAUUAA